Messenger RNA from Procambarus clarkii (red swamp crayfish), 615 nucleotides. Lineage: Eukaryota; Metazoa; Arthropoda; Malacostraca; Decapoda; Cambaridae. The record is from RefSeq and is a predicted model, not a curated record.
AUGCCGCUCUACCGUCCAGUCCAAGAAGAUGGUCUUGUAGCGAAUAACACAAGACUUACCUCUAAACACUCUGUUGUACUGAGAGGGAAGCUGGGUGAAGAAGAGCCAGCUGUAGUGAAGCUGGAUGAAGAAGAGCCAGCUGUAGUGAAGCUGGAUGAAGAAGAGCCAGCUGUAGUGAAGCUGGAUGAAGAAGAGCCAGCUGUAGUGAAGCUGGAUGAAGAAGAGCCAGCUGUAGUGAAGCUGGAUGAAGAAGAGCCAGCUGUAGUGAAGCUGGAUGAAGAAGAGCCAGCUGUAGUGAAGCUGGAUGAAGAAGAGCCAGCUGUAGUGAAGCUGGAUGAAGAAGAGCCAGCUGUAGUGAAGCUGGAUGAAGAAGAGCCAGCUGUAGUGAAGCUGGAUGAAGAAGAGCCAGCUGUAGUGAAGCUGGAUGAAGAAGAGCCAGAUGUAGUGAAGCUGGAUGAAGAAGAGCCAGCUGUAGUGAAGCUGGAUGAAGAAGAGCCAGAUGUAGUGAAGCUGGAUGAAGAAGAGCCAGCUGUAGUGAAGCUGGAUGAAGAAGAGCCAGCUGUAGUGAAGCUGGAUGAAGAAGAGCCAGCUGUAGUGAAGAGCCAAUUGAAGUGA